CUUCAAAAAAGUAUCAACGCGCAUUGGUUGAGGUGUUCACAGAUCGCCAAAAAGCACUUUUCGCCCUGAAACUCCAUCUAGUCGCGGUGGAAAAGUGUGAAAAAUACUUCAGCGAGCAUUGGCGCAGCGAUUCGUGGUGACUGUCGGUGCGCGUGGUGUGAUUUUACCUGUGUUUCGCUGGGGGUGCUUUUGAACACAUUUUUUGUUUUGUCAAAGCCAUCUUUGCACCAGGCCCUUCGAUGGUAGAAGAGCUAUAGUACUGCUUCUCGGGGGAAAUACAGCCAUGAAUAUCGACAACGCCAAAGAAAACAUCCAACCUCUGGCCAGUGGUCGCAACAUAACGCUCCUCGAGGCCGCGCUGCACGCCGAGAACCACCAGGAUGCACACAGGGAGCUGAUGCAGAAGCGAGAGGAGUUCGAGCGACGGAUCGCAGAGUACGUUGGCGAUGAUCCUCUUGAGCUGUGGUACGACUACAUCCUGUGGAUUGAGCAGUGCUAUCCCAAGAGUGGGAAGCAGAGCGCCUUCGACAAUGUCCUGGUAAAGUGCAUCACGACGCUGGAGAACGAUGAGAGGUACCACCAGGAUCGACGGAUGGUGAAGAUCUACAUCAAAUUUAUUGACUCCCAGCAGACGCCCCAUGAGCACUACAACACACUGUACAAUCAGGGCAUCGGGACGAUGGUGGCGGACAUGUACAUCUGCUGGGCGUACUACUUCGAGGUCCUGGAGAACUUCCAGCGGGCAGAGCAGAUCUACCAGUUGGGCUUCGACGCGAGGGCGCAACCGCUGGACGAGCUGAAGCAGGCCCAUGAGCAGUUUCUGUCCUCCGUGGGCCAGAGGACGCUCUACAGCGACGAGAGGACGCGCCAGACGUUCUUCUCGAACAUGGAGGAGCGCCGGAGUGCCUUGACCUCUCUGCGCGGACACCAGAGCAGCAGGGUUGGCAGCAUUCGCACCGGUGGCGUGGUGAGGGACCUCAAUCCGGGCAGAGUCGACCAAUUGCCCGCCUCCAAUUCCCGCACGCCCUACCAGGCGGCUACGCCGGCGGGAAUUGCCAUCUACGUGGACGAGCAGGAGACAUUCAAUGGGCCACCGGAGGCGGGCACCUCGUCGGGCAUCCGCAGCAUUGUGGGCAGUGCUGGCAAGCAGGAGAACCAGUGGGAGCCGGGACCGUGGACGAAGGCGAAGAAGCGUACCCAGAGCAGUGCUCUCUUUCCCACGGGCUCACGAAGCGCCGCGAAACUGGACUUUGACAUCAUGGAGGACUCUGAUGACUUGAGUGAUGCAAUCCGUCUUCCGGAGAACUUUGUGCGCUAUAAUGCGCCCCAGCCGAAUUGGAUGGUCAGUGUGGCGCAGCAUGAGGAUCUGGCGGCCAGGGUGUUUCCGCUGUACGACAAGAUUCUGUGCUAUCCGAAGGGUGGACUUGUGGUGUUUUCGCCAGAGGAAUUGCGAGCUUUCAAUUGGUACAGGAAUCGCGGAAUGCGAGCGAAGAUCACAGCAGAGCUGGAGGAUUUCGUGGAGAACCGCUUUGAACAGGGUGUGCGCCUGCCGGAGAACUUCCGGCAGCGCAGUGAGAAGCAGGAUGAAUUUGUGGUGGAGAGUGCAGAGGUGAAGUUGCUGCCGAAUGAGAAGUUGAUGUGCUGUGCUGAGGCUAUUGGUGAUCAUGAGGAGGUGAGCUUCGAGGAGAUGCGUCGGGUGAAGUUUCAGCGUGUGCGAAUGGAAAAGCAGCGACACACCAAUGAAUUCUGUCCUCCUCAGCCACCACAGCCGAUGCCCAGCAUCAAUGAUAGCUGUAGCACGCAGACGUUCAACUUCUUCAUCAAGCCACAGAGUGUGAGCACUCCAAAACAGGAUCUCAAGAAGCCCAUCCACACGCCACGCUCGAGUUUGCCGCUGAAUCAGCAGCAACAGCAGCAGCAGCAGUGCGAUGUGAAGCAGCCCGAAGUGGCUGUGGCUGAAACCAAGACGACUCAGCAAUUGUCCACGAUUUGGGAGACAACGGAGCCCAGCACGACUACAUUCUGGAGUCGUGGGAGCACAAAGUCCUCCACAUCAUCUAACGAUUCACCGGACAAUUUGCUCACAAGGCGACAACAAGUGACCACAACGCAAGCACUUCACGGUGCGAUCUCAUCACUGGACUAUCACGAUGUGAGAAGUACGCCAAUUGCUGUCUACAAAGAUCACACGGACAGUGUUCUCGCGACAUCGAAGAAGCCAACACUUCCCAUGGACAACUACUAUGAUGACUUCUUGCAGUCGCCACAGGCUGGAAAGAAGACGUUCAACAGCAGCAAAAUAUCACCGCGAAGAGGCAAUGAUUCAUUCACAUUUCCCAGCAUGCAUCCAAUGGCAGUGUCUGGGAUGACUUCGUCGAUCUACGCGAAGCACGAUCCGGAUGCAGUGGCGGAGACAUCGAAGAUUGGCGGAAGUGUGAAGAGAGAAGUAAGACUUGUGAGUGGGAAUGGCAGUGGAGCGGCGGGACCAAUGUUCAGUGAGUCCACGAGAUUGUCUCAUUCACACAAUGGUCAAUCUCUGAGCAAACUCCCGGAGCGCCUUGGCAUUGCCACGGCGAGGGGCGCCGUGGAAGAGGACGAUGAUGUGGUGUUUGUUCCCAUGCAGCAGUACAGUGUCGGUGAUUUGUACACGUCUAGAAGCUAUAAUGCGCCGCCUGUGCCAAAAGUACCAAAAAUCCUGGAUGUGCAUUCUGUGAGGGAGCAAUCGCAGUUUGCGAGGCACGAGCUGAGUGUGUUGAAGGAGGAUGACGCGUCAUUUACAUUCCCGCCGAAUAAUCUGCACGAGAUGUCCACGUCGACGCGAAAGGACAUCUUCGGGAAGGUGGAGCAGGUGAAGAGGGAACCGCCGAGCUUGGGGGACUCUCGCACGGUGCACCACAUAGACAAUGUGUGGCUGCCUGAGGCCAAAGAGUGGAGUGUGCGAAAGGACGAGCGUAAGUCGCACAUUGUGAGUCACGUGAGUGAGAGUGAUCCGCUGAGGAUGACCAUUUCGAUGCGCGAUGGCAGCAGGAAUGCCUCGGUGGUGAACAAUUCGCUGUACAAGAAUCAGAGUCCGCAAUACAACAAACCCACGAAGAUUGCACGGCAGGACUUCAUGUCGAAUGGCAAUGACAGUGAUCAGAGUAUUUAUAUGAACAAUUCGGUGAAUGGCGUGAUAAAUCCGGAGGAUGAUUGGAGUGAGGAUGACAAUCAGCCGGUGUCGUCGUAUCAGCGCAAGGAGAUUGACAUGAAUGAGACACUGCAGGUGAUUGAUCACAAUCUGGGACAGGAAGUGGUGAAUCCCUUCAAUCCAAAUCUCAUUAAUGCCUUCCUCGAGAAGGCGGACUUCAUGAACUAUCUCGAUUCACUCGAGAGUUGCACCCUCACGAACAUUGUCAAGAUGAUAAAGCCCAAUUCCGUGAUAGAGAUGAAUGGACAUACGCUCGAUGUGGGUAAAUUGCUGGGAUCAGGAACAUUUGGGAAGGUUUACCAUGCAAAGUGUCAAGUGACGGGAAACUGCUAUGCUUUGAAGCAAGAACGACCGGCCAAUCUGUGGGAGUAUUAUAUUGUCUUGGAGCUCAAGGACAGAAUGAAUGAGAUGGAUCAAUCUCUGAUGUCGGCAUUCGUGGACGUUGAAUUUGCAAUGAUUGGAAACAAUGCAAGUAUACUGGCACUGCCUUUAUGUCGAUACGGAACAUUGCUGAAUGUAUGCAAUUUCCACAAGAAAACAACAGACAAGUGUCUUCAUGAGUUCAUUGUGAUCAUGCUGACGACUCAAAUGCUCUCAAUCAUUGAUUAUCUCCAUGCGUGCAAUAUCAUACAUGCUGACAUCAAGCCAGAUAACUUUAUGCUGACAUCCAAAUUGAACUACGAUUCGCCGUAUUCAGCACUGAAGCUCAUUGAUUUCGGCCAGUCGAUCGACAUGAAGCUCUUUCCAGAGAACACGACGUUCAAGUAUGUGGUGAAGACGGAGGGAUUCACGUGCACGGAGAUGCUGGAGAACCGGCCGUGGACAUACCAGACGGAUCUCUUCGGUGUGGCGGCCACGAUUCACGUGCUGCUCUUUGGGAAGUACAUGAAUGUGUCGAAGAGCUACAAUGGCUGGACGAUGACGCACAAGCUGCCCAGGUAUUUCCAGAAGGCGAUGUGGGAGAGAAUCUUCUCCAUGCUGCUCAACAUUCGCGAUUGCCAGUCGAUGCCGAAUCUGCAGGACAUGAAGUUGAUGCUGAAGAAGGAGCUGGCGAUGAAGGAGUCAGCAGUUAGAGAUCAAAUAAUUAAAUUUAACUCUGUCCUAGAUAAUUAUAAGCCCGGUUUGUGAAUAUCCUUAUUUAAAACAAAAAAAAAUCUAUAUAUAUUUACGAUUUAUUUUUGAAAUGUAGCGCGAUGAGUGGCACAACAUUUGUGAAUCAUUUGAGAGAAGCAAAAGCAGAUGAUGAAGAAAAAACACACGACAAAAUUUCUAGGAUGUUCCUUGUAAAGAAUGCAAAACACUUUAUUCCUCUUACUUUGUCACGUUUCUUUUAAUGAUGGACGUAGUGUUGACGAUGUAGAGCGGUUCACGGAUGUUGGGCUGGAUGUAUAAUUAGUGGAGUUAUGAAAAUCAGUAAAGAAAUUUGAAGAUGAUUUGUAACGAAAAAUGAUAUUUUUAAAAAAUGAUGAGCGGACACAAUUUUGAGAAGCUUAGGUGGUACUAAAUGAAAUUGUAAUGUACUAAAAGAGAGAAUAUACGAAGUGAACC
Phlebotomus argentipes is the source of this 4735-nucleotide messenger RNA. RefSeq lists its product as uncharacterized. Lineage: Eukaryota; Metazoa; Arthropoda; Insecta; Diptera; Psychodidae. Gene Ontology annotation, molecular function: protein kinase activity; ATP binding. The transcript has 7 exons. The coding region runs from base 284 to 4315 and encodes 1343 amino acids. Gene Ontology annotation, biological process: mitotic spindle assembly checkpoint signaling; protein phosphorylation; meiotic sister chromatid cohesion, centromeric. The record is from RefSeq and is a predicted model, not a curated record.